This is a messenger RNA of Fundulus heteroclitus (mummichog), 4143 nucleotides long. RefSeq names its product claspin. NCBI's taxonomy places the organism in Eukaryota, Metazoa, Chordata, Actinopteri, Cyprinodontiformes, Fundulidae. Gene Ontology annotation, molecular function: anaphase-promoting complex binding. The record is from RefSeq and is a predicted model, not a curated record. The transcript is spliced from 24 exons. Gene Ontology annotation, biological process: mitotic DNA replication checkpoint signaling; mitotic G2 DNA damage checkpoint signaling; activation of protein kinase activity. The coding region runs from base 353 to 4018 and encodes 1221 amino acids.
UGAUUGAAGCGGAGCUCCAGCUGUCACGGCGCGCCAAAGCUCAAACUGCGCCCAGAGAGAGCGGGUCAGGCGGGAGGAAGCGAGGCCUGGAUGUGGACCCGAACAGAACCAGAACCUCUCUACGUGGUGCUGACCCAGUGACGCUGCUUUCUGCGACGGCUCGACUGACGCGUCCCUGUUGGGUUUUAUACCAAAGGCGCCGUCCGAACAAAGAUGAGUCUGGUUGUGUCCCAGCAGCAGAAGCUGGUGCCGUAGAUGUUCUCCUCACUAAGAACCACAUCUGUUGUUGUAUCAGGCUGAAGUUCUGCCCGCCGUGGUCCAGACGGUACCGGAGAGCGACUCUGACAGCGGGAUGGGUUCCCCGGCCGAGGAGGUGGUCACCGGGACCACGGCCGAGAAAGGAGGCCCGCUUCCAGAUUCAGACGAGGAGGACGUCACGGCUCACAGGAGGCUUCGGCGUAACGCCAUCAGAGACAGCGACAGCGAGGAAGAGGAGGCUGCUGCAGAGACCAGCCUGAAGGAGGCGCUGGUGCUGCCUGCCUCCAGUGGGGAGGAGGAGGAAGAGGAGGAAGAGGAGGCCAGGAGCAGGGAUGCAGGAGGGAGGAGGAGCAGGAGGGUCACCCACCAUCCUGCUGACGGCGAGCAGCAGGGAGGAGACAUGGAGGAGGUGAAGAAACGGGAGAAGAGUCAGAGAAACCGUGAGAAGAAGGGAAAACGCAGCAAAGCGAUGGAAGACCUGAAGAAGAAGAAGAAGGCGGAGCGGUUCAGUGAGGAAGAGGAGGAUGAAGGUCGUCCUCUGGUUCUGAACGACAGCGGCUGUCCUCUGGGAGAUCCGGACCUGUUCGACACCGGGCUGGGCGAUGAAGACGAGGAGGAAGAGUCUCUGGACGCCAUUCGAGCUGCGGUCAAACAAAAGAUGAAGAAGAUGAAGGAUCCUCUGCUGGAGGAAGAGGAGGACGAAGAGGCCCCAGAGAAGCCCCAGCGUGUGGAGAGGAGAGCGGCGCGCGCCAGCAGGGAGGCCAUGAAGGAGCUGCACAGCGAGUCCCAGCGGCUGAUCCGAGAGUCCACGCUGGGUCUGCCGUACCACGUCCCUCAACCCAAGACCAUCGACCAGUUCUUCAGGAGGAGAACCCGACCCGAGGGUUCCGCCAUGGCCUUACUGAAGUCCUCCAGGUAUUCAGAGCUGAUGCUGGAGGCGCCCUCAGCCCCCCCUCCUGUGGACACGCCCCUCCAGCCACCUUGUGAGCAGGAUGCUCCGCCCUCUCUGGAGCUCUCAUCCAAUCAGAUCGAGUCUCCACCGGAGCCUGCAGCCACCUCAUCGCCGCAGCAGGAGAACUUCCCUGCAGACGGAUCAGAACCGCAGCUGGAGUCGGGUGCAAUGCUGCUGCUCUCUGAAAGUCUGCAGGAGACGCUCGGUGCCGACGCUCCAGAAGAACCAGAAACUUUAGCUGCCCUUCCAGAACAGAACCGGGCUGCAGCCCAACAAACAGAACCGCAGCCGGACCCGGUUUCAGAAUCUGCAGCAGAACCCACCAAAGCAAAGCGGGACAAGCUGGCCCGUCUGAAGGAGCUGGGAUUGGACCCGCCACCUGUGGCCAGGCUGUGUCCGGACGACGGCGCCUACGUUCACCUGGAGCCUGCUAUCAGUAACCCAGGUGUGGAGGCCCUGAAGGAGCGCUACCUGCGCCACGUUCACGCACCUGUACGCCCCGCCGCGGAACGCACCGUGCAGCUCACCGUCGUCCGCAAAGACAGCGCCCCCUCUGGCCAGGAGCAGCUGCGCUCCGAGUCCGUCACCGUCACCGUGAAGGAGGGCGGGGACGAGCCGGCGGCCGCCAAGCCAGGAGAGAAGCUGCUGACCCUGAAGCAGCGGCUGCAGCUCGCCAUGGCGCAGCGCAGGCAGGAGGAGCGGGCGCGUAAGGCCGCGCUCCAUCGCCUUGACAACGAAGAGUGUGAGGAGGAGGAAGAGGAGGAGGAAGAUAUGACGGACGAAUCUGAGGAAGAGGAUGUGGACGACCUGCUGGGAGGCGGCGAGGAAGAGGAGGAGGAGGAGAGCACGGCGCCGAGCAUCAGGAGCGGUUCUCCUGCGGCGCAGACGCCUGACCUGGUCACCGCCGACGGCACGCUGAUGCUGUUCCCCGGCAGCUCCUGCUCCCGCACCGGCGACGGCGUGAGGAAGGCCGGACCCGCCGGCGCCGACGUCUGCAGCAAGACAGACGAGGAAGACUCCCUGAUGAAGGACGGCAGCCACAACAGCAGCUUUGAGCUCGGCGCCUCCAUGAUCACCUCCUACCAGCCCGUCAACCAGCGCGCCAUGCCCCGCCCCCCCGCCACCGCCUUCCGCUCCCCGUCGCCCUGCUUCUUCCGGCCCAGCAUCCUCGGCUCCGCCUCCAAGAGCUCGGGCCGUCUCUCCCAGCAGUCCCUCUGCCUCCCGGUGGAGGACUCCCAGGACCUGUACGCCCCGGCGUCCCCCGGCGCCGACUCGGGCCCCCUGGGGGGACCGGUACCGGGUCCGGGGGGAGACUCCCAGGGCCGGUUCUCCCUGGAAGACGAGGUCCAGUCGCAGGUGCUGGACGCAGACGGCUUCCUGAACGUGGGCCCGCGGCCCGGCGCGUCCCACAAGAGGCAGCUGGUUCUGGACAACCUGGACGAGAACGCCAUGGACGCCAACAUGGGGGAGCUGCUGGGGUUCUGUUCGGGGGGGUUCGGGACCGCAGAGGGCGGCGCCGACCCGGUCGGGGGCCUGGAGGCCUUCCGGGAGGACGAGCUGCUGGGUUUGUGUUCUGGAGCGUUCCCAGAGACGCCGGCCGAGCAGCGGGACCGGUCCGAUAAGCCCAUGGAGCAGCUGCUGCGGUUCUGUUCAGGAACGUUCCCCAGCCAAGGUUCUGCUGACUCGGCUCCACGGCCCGCAGAAAGGGAGACCAAGCCAGAGGAGGAAGAGGAGGAGGAGGAGGAAGACUGUGAGUUUCGCCUCCUGUCAGACGUAGAAAGUGAACAGGAGGACGAUGGUGAGGAUGAAGGUGACGGCAGUGAUGAGAAGGACGAUGUGGAGGAAGAGGAGCUGCAGAGCGUGUUCGCUCCCCGUCGAUCACAGAAGAAGAAGAAGAAGAAGAAGAAAAUGACUCUGAUGGACUUUGUGGAUUCUGAGGCGGAGCUGUCAGGAAGUGACGUCGGCAGCGAUGAUGAGGAAGGAGACGUGGGCAGCGAGUACGAGGAAGAGGAGCUGCUGGAGGAGCUUCCUUCAGACGAAGAGCUCCACAACCAAGUCAACAAGAUCCACAUGAAGCAGAUCCUGGACGAUGACAAGCGGCGCCUGCGGUUCUACCAGGAACGUUACCUGGCCGACGGCGACCUGCACUCUGACGGCCCGGGGAGAGCGCGCCGGUUCCGCUGGAAGAACAUGGACGGCUGGGUCGGCGCCGACGGGCUGAGCGGCGCUGGAGAGGAAGGUGGCGAGGAAGAGGAGGACGUGGACCCGGCUGAGGUGCAGAGGAGGAAGGCCCGGUUGGAGAGGGAACAGUGGCUCAGAGAGCAGACGGAGCAGAAGGCCCGGAAAGGAGAAGAUCCGGACGAAGACGAGAAGCUGGAGGAGGACAGUCGGUUCAUGAAGCUGGCCCGGAAGCUGACCGCCAGAACCCUGCAGAGGAAAGCAGAACCGCCUGCAGCCCCUCAGUCGGAUCAGAACGCCACCGCAGCGCUGAACCCGUUCCAGAAACCUUCACAACCCGUCCAGGUCAGGAGGGGUUCUCUUCUGGGUCGGCCCCAGGCGGUUCUGCAGAAACUGGCCAACAUCUCUGAGGGGAACCUUCUGGCUCCCCGCAGCACCAGAGGCUUCCUCUUCCAGACGCUGUCCCCGGAGAAGGUUCCGGCGCCGGCAGACGCUCCUCACAAGGUGGCGAGGAAGAGGAACCAGGUGGAGGUGGAGAACCCUGCAGCCAAGAGGCCGUGCAGACAGAACCAAGCUGCCGGGCCCAGCCAGAACCCUCAGAGGAGCAUCUUCAGCUUCCUGGACCACUGAGGAGCUGCUCACUGGAUCUUUGACCAGAACCGGUUCUGUUUAAUGUUCACAUGUAAAUAUUCUGAUUUUAACCUUUUUAUUGAUGUCGUUGUUUCAAAGUGUAAAUAAAAGUAUUUUAGAACCUU